UUUCACUUCAGGUUUAGGGUACUACUAGCAAACUAGAUGCGCUGACUAAUUCGAAUUCCGCGCACAGCAUCGACAUUCAACGCGUUUUCACUGCACUGAUCGAUCCGGGGUGCGGUGCACACCAAGGUCCAAGGCAUAGGUCUAGCUAGCGAGCUAUAAAGACCGCACGGCGGGACCGGACCUCUCACCCUGCGAGACAGCACAGCCCUGAAGCGUCGAUCGAGUUAGUUUUUUGGUGAUUUGCAUUGCGGAUUUGCGGCGAUGGUGGCUAAGGGAAGAGGCGGUGCGGCGGCCACCGCUCUCGUAGCCGGCGUCGUGCUCCUGUGCGUGCUCCUUCCGAUCACCGGCGCGGCCGCGAUGGCGGGGCGGGCGCCGAGGACGUACGUGGUCGGUGAUGACAAAGGCUGGGCUCGCGACCUCAACUCGUGGUGGCCAAACGGAAAGACCUUCUACGCCGGCGACGUGCUCGUGUUCAAGUACGACAAGGAGCUCCACGACGUGACGGUGCUGGGAGGCAAGGGGUACCGGCGGUGCGAGGUGCCGAGGCACAGCAGCAAGAGCUGGGUGAUGCGCACCGGGAACGACCAGGUCACGCUGCGCAGGGGCAACAACUACUUCAUCUGCGGCCUGCCGGGCCACUGCGACAAGAACAUGAAGCUCGCCGUCAAGGCCUGGUAGACCCAUCCAUCCGGCCGCAUCUAAUGCACGUAAGGCGUACAUCAUCAUCAAUCGAUGCUUGCAGUGCAUGCUUCGCUUGCCCGUCAAUAACUGUUCAAGCCUUGCUGGGUUCUCGAGUUAAUUUAUCUGCGUCUUGAGUCGUGGUUCUCACUUGUAUUAGGAGCCUAAUUUAUCGCCGAUCGUGUGUUUCUUAAUUGAGUGUAAACUUGAUGUUUUCUCGAUGUUAUUACUGUGAAAGCUAAGCGCUUGAUCAAUUUACCGGAAUAAUAUGCGGACCGUAUGGUUGAUGUCA
This is a messenger RNA of Hordeum vulgare subsp. vulgare (domesticated barley), 970 nucleotides long. Its product is annotated as basic blue protein-like. The transcript has 2 exons. Bases 262 to 678 code for a protein of 138 amino acids. Lineage: Eukaryota; Viridiplantae; Streptophyta; Magnoliopsida; Poales; Poaceae. The record is from RefSeq and is a predicted model, not a curated record. Gene Ontology annotation, molecular function: electron transfer activity. Gene Ontology annotation, cellular component: plasma membrane.